AUGACCUCCCGCCUCCUAGGAACAGCAGGAAAGAAGCUUUUCGAGAGAAAUCUCGAGCAAUACACUCCAGCUGACCCACUCUAUGAAGAAUAUACAGACGAUCGAGGAAGAAAGAAACGGAAAAGAAGGGCCAUUCCACCUGGGCUUUCUUCACGCGACGCUAAAAUCCUCAAAUCCGUUCAGAAGCGCGCUCAUUACCUCGACAAAGGAUUCUCAUUAUGUGGAUUCCGUUUCGGUUGGACUUUCGUCGUCGGGAUCAUUCCUGGCGCAGGUGAUAUCGCAGACGCAACGUUGAACUACGUACUCGUUAUCAGGAAGGCCAAACAAGCUGAUAUACCUUCGUGGCUUCUUAGUCGGAUGCUCUUCCAUAACGCUGUCAGCGCUGGCGUUGGACUCGUACCGUUCGUUGGAGACGUCGUUUUAGCGAUAUACAAGGCUAAUUCGAGGAAUGCUGCUCUUUUGGAAGAGUUUUUACGUGUUCGUGGAGAGGAGUUUUUGAAGUUGAGUGAGGAGGGGAUGGGUCCACAGGCUGUUGUUGCUGCCAAUACUGGAGAAUCUUCUGGGGCUACUAAUGGCUCGAAAGGGAAGGGAUUCUGGAAGGGCAAGAGUAAAAAUCAACAGGUUGCUGAAGGUGUGACGAAAGCGGACGUAGAACAAGUCAAGCCUGGAUCUGGGAUGAAGACAACGACAUCGGGUGGUACAUCGACAGAUCCGGGUGCGAGUAGAAGGAGCUCGAGUCGGAAAGGGUUUACCUCUCUCUUCGGGAACAAAGAUAAGACCCCUGCAGUGAGGCCUGUAUCUGAAGAGAGAGGUCGAUUCGUUGAGAAUGUGGAUGUAACCAAGAAGGCUUGA
Messenger RNA from Marasmius oreades (fairy-ring Marasmius), 852 nucleotides. RefSeq lists its product as uncharacterized. NCBI's taxonomy places the organism in Eukaryota, Fungi, Basidiomycota, Agaricomycetes, Agaricales, Marasmiaceae. The record is from RefSeq and is a predicted model, not a curated record. The coding region runs from base 1 to 852 and encodes 283 amino acids. The transcript is spliced from 2 exons.